GAUAUACAUUAAUUGACUCCUUCACGAAGUCCGGUCCCCUCUCUCUCUCUCUCUCUCUCUCUCUCAGUCUUGUCUUCUUCGAAGAAUCGAAAGAUCCAAAGUUAACCGAGGAGGAACUCGCUGUCGCUCAUGCAUUCGCUGUCGCUGCCACUCGCCGUCUCACUCUCACACCUCGCUGACUUCUCCUGGCCGUUGCGCAUCAAGAACUCGAAUCAAUAACCUACAACUUGUCAAAAUAAAAAACCUCAACCACUAUAUGUACAAAUAUGAAAGAAAAAGGAAAUUGCUUUUGGAUUUUGGUUUUUGGCUGAGAAAGAAUUAGAACUUGAUUCGAGUGGAGCUGCAGAGAACAUUCAACCUGUUGUGCUCCACAGUUUCAGGAAGAAAAUAAGAUCACAAAGCAAAUCCAAGCAUUAUACAAGAAUGGGAAGCAAUCAAGGAGAUGGAGCAGAGACAGAGAGCAGGUGUGCAGUAGUUAGCGGUGCAAACAAGGGUAUUGGCUUGGAGGUGGUGAGGCAGCUUGCAUCUCAAGGGGUGCUGGUGGUGUUGACGGCCAGGGAUGAGAAGAGGGGAAGAGAAGCAACAUCAAAGCUCCACAAGUUGGGUCUGUCAAAUGUUGUCUUCCAUCAACUUGAUGUCUUGAAUCCAGUUAGCAUCCACUCCCUGGCCAAGUUCAUACACGCCAGAUUUGGCAGGCUUGAUAUCUUGGUUAAUAAUGCUGGAGCUACUGGAGCACUGUUGGAUGAGAAAGUUUUAAAAUCCCUAAACAUUGACUCCAAAACUUGGGUAAGUUAUGGAUUUCUCCUUUCUCACGAGAAGCACUUACGUAAAACAAGGACGCCAAAGCGGAGUCUCAAACCAAUUACGCAACACCAUAUGCUUUCAGAGAAAGCGGUGAACCAAAUUCAAGGUGCAAUUAAAUACACUUAUGAGAAGGCUGAGGAAUGCUUGAAUACAAAUUACUACGGGGUUAAAAGAUUAACCGAGGCACUUCUCCCACUCUUGCAACUCUCCACUCUAGGAGCAAGAAUUGUCAAUGUCUCCUCCCUGAGGAGUGAACUCAAGAGGAUACCAAGUGAAGAGAUCCGAAAUGAGCUCGGGGAUGUAGAAGCACUGACAGAGGAGAAAGUGGAUGCAGUUUUGACAAGAUUUCUGCAUGAUUUUAAACAAAACGAACUCGAAGUGAAUGGAUGGACAAUGAUGUUACCUGCAUAUAGCAUUUCCAAAGCCACCCUCAAUGCCUACACUAGAAUCCUUGCCAACAAGUACCCAAACAUGUGCAUCAACUGUGUGCAUCCAGGCUUUGUUAAUACAGACCUCAAUUGCCAUACAGGGACCAUGACUGUCGAAGAAGGGGCUGCCGGUCCGGUCAAGUUGGCUCUUCUACCCCAUGGAGGCCCUUCCGGCUGCUAUUUCGAUCAAACUGAAGUCGCAGAUUUUUAAUGAUAAAGACAUAUAUAAAUGUAAGGUUUCUGAAUUCUCACCCCUAUAUAUGAUACAUGUACAAGACUGAUGUUAAAUUCCAAGUUAGAAAGCGUCUUUCUCUAGUUUGGCCAAUGGAGAAAUACCUCACGGAAAACC
Molecule: messenger RNA, 1581 nt
Organism: Malus domestica (apple)
Lineage: Eukaryota; Viridiplantae; Streptophyta; Magnoliopsida; Rosales; Rosaceae
Product: (+)-neomenthol dehydrogenase-like
Cellular component (GO): membrane
Source: RefSeq, a predicted model, not a curated record